Molecule: messenger RNA, 897 nt
Organism: Dothidotthia symphoricarpi CBS 119687
Lineage: Eukaryota; Fungi; Ascomycota; Dothideomycetes; Pleosporales; Dothidotthiaceae
Exons: 3
Coding region: 361-783 (140 amino acids)
Source: RefSeq, a predicted model, not a curated record
CAGUACGCAACCAUCCCCACGAAUCCAUACAAAUUCCCUUACCACAUGCUCGCGUUAUUGCUUGGCUUGACCUCUCCAAGUUGCACCGACUAGCAGUCAUGCGCCCGUUCGCGUCUUUUCCAAGGCGGAAGGCCUCUCCAUCCCGCGCCUUGAAAGGCUGGUACCUGUGAGAUGCGAUUGCGUCAUGAUGCGAAGAUUGUUCGAUGGAAGAGCAAAUAUAAGAGGCCGCAAUUCCAAUUGCCCGGUUUCUACCGCCCCAGAAUUAUUCCUCCGUCAUUGACAUCAUCCUUUGCGCAAUACAAAGAGAACCAACCAACUCGGUAUUUCGCGACAACGCUUUGAACCUAAACACCUCUCAAAAUGUCCGAACCGAUUAGCUCUACUGGACGUGGUGGCGCUGGCAACAUCGGCCACGAUCCCCGUGUCUAUAUUGAUGGAGGAAUUACACGUCAAGGUCCUACAGUACCUGAGACUGAAGGUACACUCUCGACUGGUCGUGGAGGCGCCGGAAACAUAGGUUCGCCUAAACUUAUGCCUGCCGAUCACGACCGUGGCCGUCGCAUCUCCUCCGACAACAUUCCUGGGGCCGCGACGAUGGAGGCCCAGGACGAAUUCCACACUGGAAGAGGUGGGGCGGGAAACAUCUACAAGGAGAAGUACGGCGGUCACAGCCAAUCUCCCGACCGCAAGGGUCUUGGCGAUAAGAUCAAGCAGGCGCUUCACCUCGAAAAGAAGGAGAAGCAUGAGCCUUCUCCGUUGGCCAAUACGACGACUACGAAAUAAUAGCUAUGAUACCCACUAUCACAUGGAGCAGGCCAGAGGACUGAUACUUGGAAGAUAACGCUGGGGGCAAGAUAAGACGUUGGACCUCAGAUACCUCAGGCUGCUGUUUCUGCC